Penicillium egyptiacum is the source of this 1623-nucleotide messenger RNA. The record is from the annotation of a GenBank genome assembly. NCBI's taxonomy places the organism in Eukaryota, Fungi, Ascomycota, Eurotiomycetes, Eurotiales, Aspergillaceae.
AUGGAUCGGGCUAUAGCGCGCGCCGUGACCGACAAACAACCGGUCCCGGAGAUCGAUUUCACAUUGCACACUAUGGAGGACAACACGCAGGUGUCGACAAUGGAGAGGGUGGUCAAAGAGGUCCAAGCGCCCGCUCUCAGCUAUCCUCCGGAUGAUAUGUUUUGGUCGCCCGAGGAUCCCUCCAAGCCCAAUCUCCAGUACCUCAAACAACACCUCUAUCGUGAAGGUCGUCUUUCAGAAGAACAGGCCCUAUGGAUCAUCCAUGCCGGUACACAGGUUUUGAAGGCCGAGCCAAAUUUGCUCGAAAUGGAUGCGCCCAUUACAGUGUGUGGCGAUGUUCACGGCCAGUACUACGAUUUGAUGAAGCUGUUCGAGGUCGGCGGUGACCCUUCAGAAACGAGGUAUCUGUUUUUGGGUGACUAUGUGGACCGUGGUUAUUUCAGUAUUGAGUGCGUCCUCUACCUCUGGGCAUUGAAGAUCUGGUAUCCCGAUUCACUUUGGUUGCUGCGGGGUAAUCACGAAUGCCGCCACUUGACGGACUACUUCACCUUCAAGUUGGAGUGCAAGCACAAAUAUAGUGAACGGAUCUACGAGGCAUGCUUGGAGUCUUUCUGUGCGCUGCCGCUGGCGGCGGUUAUGAACAAACAGUUCCUCUGCAUCCACGGUGGUCUCAGUCCCGAGCUGCAUACCCUCGAAGACAUCAAAGCUGUAUGUAUCUGCCCUGUGCGGAUUUUGAAUGAUAGUAUUAGCAGACAACUUACAAGACAUAGAUUGAUCGCUUCCGCGAACCACCAACCCACGGACUCAUGUGCGAUAUCCUUUGGGCCGACCCUCUGGAGGAAUUUGGUCAAGAAAAGACAGGCGAUUUCUUCAUUCAUAACAGUGAAGACGCGAACCACCGGCUUCCCCAGUGUUAUGACUAUUUUCAGUGCGCCUAACUACCUGGAUGUUUACAAUAACAAGGCGGCUGUCCUCAAAUAUGAGAACAAUGUGAUGAACAUCCGCCAAUUCAACUGCACCCCACACCCAUAUUGGCUGCCCAACUUCAUGGAUGUUUUCACUUGGUCUUUGCCGUUCGUCGGUGAGAAAAUCACGGAUAUGCUCAUCGCCAUUCUCAACACCUGCUCGAAGGAAGAGUUGGAGGACGAGGCCCCCACACCUGUCUCUCCCAGUGACAUCAAGGAUAAGGAUUCAAUCACGUCUCCGUCAAUGGACCCCGAAUCCACCGAGUUCAAGCGACGUGCCAUCAAAAACAAAAUUCUUGCCAUUGGCCGCCUCUCUCGUGUCUUCCAGGUUCUCCGCGAGCAGUCCGAGAGUGUCACUGAGUUGAAGACGGCAGCUGGCGGUCGUCUUCCUGCUGGAACCCUGAUGCUGGGUGCGGAAGGUAUCAAACAGGCCAUUCACAACUUCGAGGAUGCCCGUAAGGUUGAUAUCCAAAAUGAGCACAUGCCUCCUACACAGGAAGAAGUUAUCGCAAAGAGCGAAGAAAGUCGUCGUAUCGCUCUGGAGCGGGCUGAACAUGAGGCUGCCAACGAUGCCGGACUCGCCACAGUUGCUCGACGGAUCAGCAUGUCUGCUGGCUCAGGUCGCCCCCGUUCUCGACAGAGGGAUCCAUCCUCCUAA